Messenger RNA from Rodentolepis nana, 837 nucleotides. The record is from the annotation of a GenBank genome assembly. Lineage: Eukaryota; Metazoa; Platyhelminthes; Cestoda; Cyclophyllidea; Hymenolepididae.
AUGCCUCCUCUUCAGUUUAUCUACGAAACCACAAUGGCAAGCAUAGAAGAGAUCAUUGAUAGGAAUAUCAGCGAUGAAACCGCCAGAAGUGAAGUUCAGAGAAUUCUCUACGGUGGAUGGUUGAAUAAACUAGAGCUGCCCUUCCAAACCUGUCAAGCGGGUGGGAGCACAGCAAAAGUAGCCGGAUAUGCAUUUAAAAAAGCUGAUGAACAACUUCGAGCCCCAAGAAUUGUCAGAAUUGGAGCUAUUCAACACAAAAUUGCUCUUCCACCUACAUCUCCAGUAAGUGAUCAAAUUGCUGCCGCGCAUAAGAAGAUUGGAGAUAUGAUCGAUGCCGCAGGAGCUUGUGGUGUUAAUGUCCUCUGUAUGCAAGAAGCUUGGACUAUGCCAUUCGCGUUCUGCAGUCGAGAACGCGUACCAUGGUGCGAGUUCGCGGAAUCGGCUGAGAAUGGUCCAACGACCAAAUUCCUCUCUCAAUAUGCUAAAAAGUAUGCCAUGGUGAUCAUUUCGCCCAUCUUGGAAAGGGAUCUUGAAUUUGGCGAGGUCCUUUGGAAUACUGCUGUUGUGAUUGAUCAGAAUGGGAAAUUCUUGGGAAAAUCAAGAAAGAACCACAUUCCACGUGUUGGAGACUUCAAUGAGUCCACUUAUUAUAUGGAAAGCAAUCUUGGUCACCCUGUGUUCGAUACCAUCUACGGUAAAAUUGCAAUUAACAUUUGCUACGGGCGCCAUCAUCCACAAAAUUGGAUGAUGUAUGGACUCAACGGCGCCGAAAUUGUCUUCAACCCCAGCGCCACCAUUGAUGGUCUGAGUACUCGUAGAAUGCUUGUGGCUACUUAA